This is a messenger RNA of Gigantopelta aegis, 8043 nucleotides long. RefSeq lists its product as uncharacterized. The transcript is spliced from 9 exons. The coding region runs from base 150 to 6638 and encodes 2162 amino acids. The record is from RefSeq and is a predicted model, not a curated record. Lineage: Eukaryota; Metazoa; Mollusca; Gastropoda; Neomphalida; Peltospiridae.
AACAUAAGCAAAAUACCACAAAACAAAAGCUAAAUAGGUGAAACAAAAAUAAUAAAUGACGUCAUGUGCGUGACGUCAUUAAUGUACCAUGCAGCCGUUAUGAUGGAAUAUGGUGUUGAUAUUUUUCAACCUAUGGGAUCGUUGCGACUAUGCUUAUUAAGAGUUCCCACGAACUUCUUAUGACUUUAUGUAUAUUGGGAUCGAUGGUUCUUUUGAACGAUUUGUCUUGCAAGGCACAAGACGUUCCAUCACUAUCGCAAGCACACGAUGCAAGUGACGACAGGGUGAAUGCAAAGAAUGUACAAGCUCCAAGUAUAGUCCACGUUGACGUCGUGCCCAGUGUAGAUGCUAAUAACGUAGAAAGUGGGGAUGAUUCCGUAGUCAAGAACAGUGCACCUGGUGAUACUAAAUUGUCUCAAACAUCCAGUCUUGUUACUAACGAGGCAUUGUCUGAAGUACAUACAAAAUUAAAGCGUGUGGGAAACAUUGCAAUUCCUUCCAAGUCAUUCAGUGACCUGUAUUAUAAAGCGGUUGGCAGUAUGUUGGAUGAAGUGGCGAAAACGAAAACUUCGAAACAUUCAGAAAAGAGUUCCACGGAACCACCAGAGGUUCAUGUAUCAACUGAAGUCGAGGGGAAUAAAGGGAAAAUAGAAAAACUUCGCUCCAUGGAAAAUAAUGAUCAUGUUCAUAUUGAUAAUUCUGUAAAUAUUAAGGUACUAAAUGGUAAUAGUGGUAAUUCAGAGUUUACUCAUCAACCUAAUCAUGAAGAAGAAGACAAAGGGAAUCAGGGGCUAGGGACAGACACAGAUCAAAUUGCAGGAGACUCUCUUAGCAAUGUCAGAGCUGCCAAAGAAUUGCAUACUCAUGUGUUAAGUGAUAGUUCAAAACAUUCUGAUGAUGAAUACAAUUAUGAAAAAGCAAAUGAUGAUCCGUGGCAAUUUGUGGGUCAUCACAAACCAGUUUCUGAUUUAGUGAACAGUGAUUCGCCCGAUGGCGUCCAGCAUGAUAUUAAUCCUGCUGAGAUAAAGGGUGAAAUGACUGCACUUGAAAAACAAAUGGAAAGGAUCGAACAUCAUUCAAAGCUUAUAGAAUCAAUUAAAAAAGCUGCUAAGACCAGACAAUUGAAAAAAAAAAUAAUUAAGAAGACGCAACAAAUUUUGAACACUAAGGCAAAAGUUGAAGCCAUCCAUUUGAUACACCGAGAGAAAAUCAAACAAUUAGUUGAGGACUUAAAGACGGAGGAAAUACGGUUGGAAAAUAAGCUUUUACAAGCAGCCAGUACAGAUAUGAAAAAUCUGCUUACUGCAAAUGAUGAUCUUUCAUCGAAAAAAAAGGGAACUGAAGAAUUGAAUUGGACAACGAAAACGGUUGAGAAAUCCAAUAAAACAUCUGGUGAAAAACCCAAGGUAGUUGAAAACGUAAAAACGGAUAAAAUAAAGUCGGUAGACAGUAAUUCUACGGCUAAGAGUAAUUCUACGGCUAAGGGCAAUUCUACAACUGUCAAAAACAAUUUGCAUACUUCAGAUAAGGUUAACAAUUCUUCUGCUAAAGGCAAUUCUACAACUGUCAAAAACAAUUUGCAUACUUCAGAUAAGGUUAACAAUUCUUCUGCUAAGGGCAAUUCUACAACUGUCAAAAACAAUUUGCAUACUUCAGAUAAGGUUAACAAUUCUUCAUCAACUAAGACGGAAAUCAAAGUCAAUUCGACAACAAAGAGCAUAUAUGAGAAAUCCAACGACUUAGUAGCCAAAGACAAAAGCAAAGUUGUAGCUGAAAACUCUACGACGGAAAAUAUAAUGUUGAAAACCAGUGUUUCAGAUAUCGAAAGAAAAGAGAGGAUAAAGCAGAUACUUGCUUUGAGAAAGGCAGGUUUCCCGAAAGCCAUCAGUGAUAAAACAAUUAAAACAACCAAAGAAUCCAAAGUGAUUUUCGUGGAUUCAAGGGUAGACGACAAUUUUGAAAAUAAAAACAAUGACAAUCUCAACGAUCUGCUUGCUUCAGACGAACCUUCUUUUCUUCUUUCAAAUGAUGACGACGAAGAUGAUGAUGAUGAUUAUGGCAUGGAAAAGGAUCAAGCCAAAUCUGACAGAAUGACUGAUUUAGUAAAUCAAAUCAAGACGCAGAGUCUGAACGAGGUGACCAAACAUUCGCUUGAACACGCCGAACUGGCGCUGCAAAUGGCCAAUUGUCUGGCCCAGCAGAAACUCUGUGAAUUGGAACCCAUCUGGGAAUCAUGGGGCGCAUGGGAACCCUGCUCCGUCACGUGUGGAAAAGGUGGAUACCAUAUUCAAAAACGCGUCUGCAAAAGAAAGGCAAUAAGAGAUUGCAGUGGAAAUGAUAUUCAAAUCGAAGAAUGUCAUGGCAAUCCGCCUUGCACAGCAUCCUGGUUGCUGUGGGAAGCCUGGACUACGUGUUCAACCAGCUGUAACGUAGGAGUCGAAUACAGAGGUCGCACGUGCAUCACUUCGGACCCUAGAGACGUCUGCCCAGGCCAGAGUUUGGAAAUCAGACACUGUAACCGAGGAGCGUGUCCGCGGAAGAAGCUCGCUGUCGUCGUGGCCUCGGACGCCGUCGCGCUCACCAGACGCAGACAAAGCCAUCGGCACCGUCCUCUGGUAGUGCACCACAGGGUGGUGAGCGGGCCGAGGGCGGUGUCUGGGUACAGGCGGGAGGAGGCGGGCGGCGCCCGGUGGACGAGCUGGCGCACGUGGAGCGAAUGCAGCACCACGUGCGACAUGGGCAUGAGGAUCCGGGACAGGUCGUGCAUGUUCAACGAGCGCCCCCAACCGGAGGACAACUGUCUCGGGUCAGCCAGCGACAGGAAGAACUGCAGCAUGGAGUCGUGCGACAUGAUAUCAGAAGAGACGAGGACUCAGCAGAUCCCGGAAGUGGUUGUGGAGGAAGGUCACGUGGCGGAGAUCAAGUGCGACUACGUGUUCAGCCUGUACCCGACAGACGUCUACUGGAUGACCCCCCACCACCGCCGCAUCACCCACCACACUUCGGGCGACAGGUACAACAUCUACGGCACGAUUCUGCAAAUAGGCGACGCACAGGAUUAUGAUCGCGGUAUUUACAGCUGUGUGCUCGUUAGACCAAACAAGAAGUCGGUCGUAAUCAGGACAAAGCUAGAUGUGAUAACGUGCCGAAUCAGGGAGUGUGCUAACGGAGGGACGUGCGAAGAAAUGGUUGACCCGACUUUCUUCAACCGACGACAGUACCAGUGUAUGUGUCCACCUGACUUCUUUGGCAGUUUCUGUACCGAAGAGGAAGGCUUCAAGCAUUUCUACGUGGCUGUGGUUGUGUGUGUGGUGGUGGCGGCCAUCUUAGGAAUGUUACUCUGUUACUAUCUCCACAGAAGAGCCCUAUUAGCAAGACGGAAAAUGCAAGAUGAAUACAAAAUGUUCGAUUCAUUUGUCCAAAACGCACGAAAAGGUGACCAGAAACCACCAGACGACGAUGACAGCAGCAAAUUCAGCAGAAGAAUGAGUCGAGGAAGCAUCAUACCUGGUCAGUACGAAUCCCUGGUGGACCUACACGACUAUGAGCACCACCACACCGAUGAUGAAUCCCAGACUGAUACAGAAGGCGUGUACAAUGGUCCCAAAAAGGUGCCAAGUCGGUAUUCGACACAGUCCUAUCGUAGUACCAUACAACCUCCGUCGCAACCCAGCACGCUGUCCGAUGUUAGUAGCCAUAAACCCGUGGAUAGACUAAGCAAUUCGUCGCAAGCUUGGACUAUGGGACCGGGUUCCCAAAGCAGCAGGUCCUCCGCGUCAUUGCCAUUGUCCAAGACAGCAUCCCUGCCAGCCAGACCAAUGAGUUUUCCGUCGCAGAGUAGCAUUUCUGGCACUAAAUCGUAUCGCCCAACUGACGUGGAAAGUCUGGGCUCGAUAUCUAAUCACCCAACUGAUAUAGAAAGUCUGGAUACAGAACCAAGCAUCAGGUCUUCAAGAUUUACACAGCCAGUCAUAAAACAGGCGCCAGUCAUAAGACGGGAGCCAGUCGUAAAACAGGCGCCAGUUAUAAGACGGGAGCCAGUCAUAAGACGGGAGCCAAUCAUUAGAAGGUCCGCACCACCUAGUUUAGUGCCAAGUGUCAAGUCCAUGGUCGAAGUUAAUGACCACAGAUACAGUUCAAGCACAUCAGUUAUGGAUGGUCCUAGGAGGAUACCGGAUGAUGAUGAUGAUUCCAUGGUGUCUGUUACUGAACAUCAUUACCCCGCAAGUGCAGCAAGCAGCGUGUCUUCUGUUGGGUUCAGAGAGCCCAGCUUACAUCAAGUUCUGGCGUAUAAUGCAGGUCCUAAUAUAAAAAGCAUAGCACAGCAAUCGGACUAUCCGUAUGGUGACAUAAUAUCCGUAAAGCCAUUAUCUGAGCCCAAUCAACUGUCAGAGAAGCAACCGUCAGAGAAGCAGUUGUCUGAGAUUAUGACCUCUGAUAAAAGUAGUUUAAUCAGAAGGCCACUUAGUAUGAAAUCGGUAGGUCAGAUGGCUAGUUUUUGUUCAAUGGUAAGUCGUCCGACCAGACAGGUGCCUAGUUCAUCGUCCAUAGGUCAGCCCUCUUUAAAAACUGAUAUAGCAGACUCGAAUAGAGAGUUAGUUUCUUUAAUUGAGAAAAUGCCUAGUGUUGAAACCAAAGUUUCAAUUACCUCUGGUGCAUAUUCUAACAUCGAGGAACAUCCCUUUCAAGCAGUGUACAAGGAACGUCGUAUAAGAACUAACACAACGUUAAAACCAAACACUUGCAAACCUGUUACUGUUAUCCAGGUCCACUCACUGACAAAUAUGUCCUGCGAUGUUGAAAGAAGCAAAUCGGUUACAUUCCAUCAGACCCAGCCAGGGACAAAUGUUUGCUAUGCAGCAGAACGUGCUUUUCAAUACAACCAAAACAAUCAUAUGUUGCCUCCACAAGAGCUGUCAGUUUCGAACAACGCUACAGAAGUCGCACCAGACGAUGAUGAAAAUGUUAGUCUGAAAAGUGUAACGGAGUUGGCAUCCAGGCUGAGCGUGGAAAUGGAAGACCCUGAUCGUGCGCUGGAGGAAUGUGUAACGGAGUUGGUAACAAAGUGUAGAAGUUGCAGUUCCACCGAGGACGAUCCCGCCCUGUUCCUCAACAAAAAUCUGAAGAUGGUUUUAAAGAAGCUGCAUUCGGUGAUUUCAGGGGAGGAAUCAUUAGGUAGGAAUACUGCUUCUUCGACCUCUACGCCAGAGCCAGCUGAUCCGAGAGAAGAAUCACAAAGACAUAGCAGACGUAUCCAAAAUAUUGAAAACACUAAUGGCAAAGAGGUAGAUCGAGAUGCUCGUAUUAGUUUGGCAGAUGGCGAGGGUAACUACAAUGACUGGUAUGACGCACGUGUAGCUGAUCAAUCUAACAACCGUGAUGUCACUGACGUGUCAGAAGAUGAUCGCUCUGAUUCUUCUGCUGGGGAUGAUCAGGAGUUUUUGAAUAAUGGUGGCUUGUACAACACUAGAUUCAAUGUGGUCGCGUCCAAAGCAGCUGUCGGAACCGCAUCACAUCAUACCAAGGAUGAGCAUAGAAAUCCAGACUGCUUGCAAGUGCAGCAGCAACACAAGGAACCACUUCUUUGCGGGAGCCAAAGUGUUGGAAGUAUUGACUCGAAUUCAGAGUUUUAUUUCAAAGAGCUGCAGGAACAAGACCCUAUGUUACUUGCAGCCAAGCGGACUAUCAGCACUCCCGUUAAAUGCUUCCAGAAAGUUCUGGACGGAGGUACGGAACAGGACAGUGAGACAUGUAUUUCUAAGAAUGAGGAGCCAUCUUCGCAAGUGGUCAGGUGUGGAGCAUACAACACAGUCGGACAGUUGGCAGGAUUUGAAUGGGCAGGUGCUAAAGAUGACUUUAGCCGCCAGAAUGCUUCCUUCCGUUGUAUACAGAUGGCGGAGGACAGUUCUCCCUUCCAACAAACCUUAAAGGAAAAUUCUUCCGUAAAGCCCAAGGUUACUAGUCCCAUUUAUAGAAAACGUUAUUUUGUUGUAAGUGAUACCGACAGCAUAGUCGCUUCUCGACCAGAAGAACUUCGUACGAAUAUUGAGAGAAAGAAUUUUGUAGAUCUAAAGUGUUUACGUUACAGACAGACGGUAGAUGAACAGUCAAUUGCCGACCAUGGGCAGUAUACAAGCAAACUAGGUCCGAACUCUAACACACGGCGGCAUCACAGUGACAAGUCCAUAGAAGCUGGUUUGGAGAAUAAGAAACAGUCCCGGUUGCUAGAAUCCCCCACCACCGGCCGCCUGUAUGACUCGCAGUCGAUAAGUAGUGGGCAACUUGCAGACGAGAGUGGCUUUCUUUCCCAAGAUCACCACAGUCUCGAUCUGUCCCAUAACUGUUCUUUUUACUUGCCUAACGCAAGUAAUAAUGCCGAUACCCAACAAAAUAACGACCACAGAAAUGCUGUGUCAAAUGAAGUGCCGAGGCCUCAACAACGAGAUGAACGCGAAAAGGGGGACCAAGACUCCACAGAUCUGGAAUCGGAGGAUCAAGAUUCCAGUUGUUCUGACCAAGAAAGCGAGUCUUCCAGUGAUGUUAAUGACUGCGUGUCUACUUCAGACAAUAAUCUAUCAUGGGACGAUUCUUGUUUCGCUGAUUUAAAGAAGCCAAAACUUGAAUUUUCAUUCAGGUAGCAAUAAGAUUCGAAUUUCCAUGGAGGUUACGCCAAGACUGGGACUGGAACGUGGAAUUUUCACCAACUGUGUGAAAGUCACGUCAGAACUCGAAGAUCCAUACAGGUUAACCUAACACUGGAAUUUCCACGAGGGUUAAGCCAUGAUCCCAACUAGUUAUUUUCCAGAAUGCAUUAAAACAAACGAACCAUAGUUGAAAGCAAGGUGACCUCUAGUCACUGUCACCUCCAGAGCUUUGUUCAGAAUAAUAUGGUAGUAAACAAACAGACAGACAGACAGACAGACAGACAGGCGACUUUCCUUCAAGUUCCAAUAGAUUCAAAAAUAAAUGAAAGGAAACGAAAUAACUAUUUUUAAAAUUAUAGGAAUGAAUAGUCUGUCAGUCAUUGUUAGUCAUUGAGAUAACCUCACGAAAAACCACGUUUUUGUUGAACGGCAAAAGCCACUUGGUAGUAGCGGUGGGUUCUUUCUGUCAUUUUCUUAAUUACUGUAGUAAUGACAAUGACGCCACCCACUGAUUAAAUGCCUGUUUUGAUGACGUUAACCAAACAGUCCUUUCUAGUACAUGUACAAUUAUAUAACAUUGACAUGAAUUAUUAAAGAAGCAGUUGUAAAUAUAUUCUUUCGAAAUGAAUCUGACAUUUGUUAUAUAGAAAUAUAAAGGUAAUAUUGCUUGAGUCAUUUUGUAUAAUGAGUAUGCGAAUAAAAGCACAGUUCCAAAAACGAAUUUGGUAAAUGAAUGCGUUUUCGAUAUGAGUUUUAUCAGUACUGAAGAUUUCAUCUGUUACAUCUGUUUUCAGAUGUUAACUAAUUUUACCACUUUACCAUUUAUACAGCUUAGUUAUUAUAUCAAUUCAUAAAGUUCCAGAUUAUUACUAUUAUUUAUUUACUUAUUUUGUAUUUAUUUUUAAAUGUUGAGCUAAAACAUUUUGUUUACUUACAAUUACGUUUUUUGAUGAAAAUAUAUUUUAAGACAGAGCAUUCGGCAUAUAAUGUACAACAACUUUCUUUCUAGAUUUAGAAGAAUAAGAUAAACGGUUUUGAAAAUGAAUCCAAUGGUAAAGAAUUUGUAGUAAUAUUGGGGGAAUAUUUGGAAUAUUAAAUAUUUUAUAGACUAACAUGGUUUUGAGAAUGUUUAUUUGUUAAUUUGCUAUCUUUUCAACUGCCAUUUUUGUUACUGUGGCAACCCUAUAAUGUAAUUAUUAUUAUAAAUUAAUCAUUUUAUACCGAGUGUAUUGUACAUAAUGUAUAAAGCAACGGUUUGUUCCUAUUUUAACACCUGUUAUUCAGUUCAUAACAGUGUUGUUUUGAUGUACCAUUAUUUCUGGUCAUUUAUGUGUAAUUCUACAUUGUAUCAUGCACUGGAAAUAAAAAUGAUGUCUUGGUCUUACUAAAGGUCAAAACA